Messenger RNA from Drosophila suzukii, 6316 nucleotides. It is a transcript of the gene mxc, whose product is annotated as multi sex combs. The record is from RefSeq and is a predicted model, not a curated record. Lineage: Eukaryota; Metazoa; Arthropoda; Insecta; Diptera; Drosophilidae. Gene Ontology annotation, molecular function: protein binding.
GCAAAAAAAACACAGAUGCUAACCUAUGUCGGUUGUACAGUGCCCUACUACAAUCGGCAACAACAAAACGAAAAUAGUAGGCAAAUAAGCGGACGAGUGUGUUUAUGCUCUCGAAAAAAAGCCCCCAUCCGAAUCCGAGUGAAUAGUGAGUGCCGAUCCCUGCUCCAGUGCAAUAUCGGGCGUUCAAAUUGCGCUAUUAACUCGCAAACCGAAUCGAAAGCGGAGAAAUAGGAAAGGUGAAAAACGAGGACGCGCGACGCUUGUGGAUGGUGAUGCUCCGCUGAGUCGGGAAGUCCAGCCAUGGAGUCGAUUGUCCUGCACUCGGAUGUGGCGCGCUUGGUCCUGGGCUACCUGGUCAACCAGAAUCUGAAAAGGGCGGCCCACACCCUGUGCCGCACAUCGCCCCACCUACACCACGAGUUCCUGGCCCUCAAACAGGGCCUGCAGACCCACAACUUUCUCAACGGCGGCCUGGAGGACAUCAUCUGCGAGCAUGUCAAGAUCACGGGAUUGGUGGCCGGUGCCGUUCAGAAGUUGCCCCUGGAGUCGCGCCUGCAGCUGCAGCAACUGAAGCUGUCCGAACGGGUCAGCGAACUGAUAGCCACUGGCGAAAAGAGCAGCUGCACCAAUGGGAGUAGCACUCCUGGCGAGCCCAGCAUAUCGCAGUCUCAUCGCAAAAGGAGGCGCUUACGCAACCACUCGCCCGUGAACAGCCUGUCCUCGCCCUCGUUCAGCAAGCGGCCUCGUCUGCUGCCGCCGCACUUCUACUGCAGCGUAAGUCGCGAUAAGAUCAAGCAGAGCUUCCUGGUCAGCCAUGAGGGCCAGGAGGCGGAGCUGGAGGAAGAAGAUGAGAGCACCACGGCCACCGAGGACUUGGAGGAAGAAGAGCUGCCUCCGGUGAAUGGUCCUGGGCCGCGCAACAAUUCCACUCCGCGUCAGGGUCAUGCUGAGGCUGAUCCUCUCGUGCUUACGCCGCAAAGCAUGCCGGAACUGGCUAGUGCGAUAAUUAAGAACCAGGACUUCCAGGCGACUCUGGUGAAGAAUAUAAACGUGGCGCUACAGACGGUGACUGUGACCAAUCCAACAAUAAGCUGUGACGCUAUGCUGGACGGUCUGGUGAAAAACAUACUGGAGGCCACCGAGAAGGAUCCCUCAUUCGAUCGCAUCAUCCAGGAGGUGGUGGUUGGUGAUGAGCAUGUCCCAAAUGAGGAAACUCCUGGUGUGUCGGCUGCUGUCAUUCCCACUGCCGAAGAGCAAGUGCCUCCGGCAGAACAGGCCGUAGAUCCUGUGCCACCGCAAACGCCGCUCAUCAUUCGUACCGCUGUGGCCGCCACCGCUGGCACCAAUGCGGACCCCAACUUCUCCAUCUCCAAGCUGAUUGUACUGAACUCCAACGAGAGUGUCCAAAAAAUGGUGGCCGGCAUGGACACGUCCAAUGUGAGCUUCACCAGCGACGGCCUCAAUCUGAACUUUGCGGAUCCGGCGUCCAUGCUCUCCGAUGUAGAUGCGGCGUCUGCCGGUCAGGUGUGUGUGGACGCCACCACCGGGCAGCUGACAUUCCCCAUGUACCUCUCCAACGGCGGACUGCUGUCGCACCUUCCAUUCCUGGUGAACAACGAAUGGGUGGCCCAGCAAUUGGGCCCGGAUGCCUUCGCCAACAUGGAUGACUCGCACAUAGAGAUCUCCCUGCCUGAGCCGAUAACACUGUCAGCCAAUCAGCUGCCCCCCAAUUCCAUUAUCAUCAACAGUGCUCAGAAACAACCACCGCCUCCUAGCUUAGAACCACCCGUGCAGUUGACAAAAGAGGAGGAUAAGACGUUAAAGGGGGCGGGAUCAAAAGAACAGCCGGAGGAGCAACUGGAAGAGGAGCAGCGAAAGCUGCCACCCGCUUCCCUGGACUCUUCCCGACAGGUCAUGGAGAGAGUGACGCCCUCCACGGCGGGGAUAAUCAAUGUAAAGGCCUUCCGUAGCUUAUCCACUCCUCGAAAGAGAACCUCGCAUGUACGAACUUUAACUUUCUCCCCUAAGGUUCCUUCUGGUGGCGUCCUGCACCCCAAUACGCCGCUCUCCACUAGGCGACCUGGUUUGCUGGCCAAAGCCAAAGAGAAGCCUAUUAUCAACCAUGUGGAGAUCAUCCAGGCAGCCUGCGAUUUAAGCUCGAACGAGGGACUGGGCGGUGUGCCGCCAUUGUUUGCCAUGGAGGAGUGCAGCAACCAGACGGUGAUCAGGGCCAAUCCUCCAGCUGCACCCACAUCAGCUCCGGCACUGCCGAUGGCAGCCACGCCAAAAAGAAAACAGAAACGCCAGGCGGCGGUCAAGGCGUGCAAACGGAUAAUCUCCCAGGCGGAAACGGAAUCCAAGCCGGAAAAGAACCAGGAGAAGGCGGUGCCCAGAAACAACUCCGCCUGCAGCGCAUCUUCUUCCGCUCACGAUGACAGCGCCGAGGCCAGCAAAGAAAAUCUCCAGGAGCAGCAGAAAGUGGAGAGAAAGCCAGAGGUAGGCUCCUCCGCUAGAGAAGCAGUUACCGAGAACGACAUGGCCGCCUGGCAGCGCCAGUUGCAUGGCUCCAACUCUGACCUAGAGAAUCGGCUGCGUGAGAUCAACUCCAAGCGCGAGGAGGUGAAGACCACCGGUCGUGCGAGGCGUCCAAAGAAGAAAGACACGCCCACAUCAGCUUCCUCAAAAGCACGAAAAGCCUCCAUGGCCAGGGCUAAGGUGGAGUCCAAGAACCAGGUCAAAAAAGCAGUGCGCAGCGUUGGCGAUUCCACAGAGAAGAUCAACAUCAAGAUCAUCACUCCGCAGAAAUCCAAGACUCUGAAAAAGAAGAAGAUUUUGGAGACCAAAGAGGAAACCGUAGACGAAACCAUAGAUGAAACCAUAGACGAAACCCAAGUGGAGGUCGAGGCAAAGAAUAAGAAAAAGGAUAUUGAGCAGGCGACGGCAUAUGCGGACGAACUGGUGCGCGUCAACAUGGCCAUGUUGCUGGAUACGCCUUUUAAGGCAUCUCCUAAAGGACCGGAAGCCAGUGGUGCAGCACAAGAAGACACAACAUCGAAGGAAGCAGGUGGCUCCGAGUCCGCCGCCAUCCCACCCACUCCAGGGAUGGCUAUUCUACCGCUGGACACGCCAUAUGGCAAGUUGCCCAGCAGCAGCUUUCUGUUUGGCUCGGAUACCAAAAGUAUUAUGGAUACGCCCCAGUUAAGCGCCAUUACCCCCGGGUUCCGCUUGACACCCUUUGGCCAGAUGCCGGGUACUCCCGUGGGUAGCGCUGCCAAGACUGAGUACUCUUCAGGCAGCUCCUACUAUCGUCCGGACGAGGCGGAGCACACGGAUGCAAAUGCGCAGUGCGCAAUACAGCAAUGGGAAGAUAUCCAGGAGAAAAAACAGCCACAGGAUCGUUCUAAGGAGAGGAAAAAAAGCGAGGCAACUGAGGAAGAGCUCUUGCAAAAUAAAGACCGUCCUGUGAAGGAGAAGGAACAAUCAGCAGGUCGAAGGAAGGAAAGUCGUAAUCAGGGGAAGGAGGAGGAGCAUCCUGAGAACAACAAACAGACACCUAAAAGACCAGAGAAGCCGGAAGAAGAGCACGCUCAGGAAACAGAGAUCGAGGCUGUGCAAAAGGAAAAGGUUUCGGAGAAAACACCAGAGGUUGUGAAGCAACCCGUUGUCCUGUCCCUGGAGCCCAACGUCCUACGACGUGUUCGUUCCUUUGGCAGUGAGGCGGUGGACAGUGCGGAGUCCGCUGCAGCCGGCUCGUUUUCUUCAGAUCAGCAGCAACUUCCGCACUACAAGCUGCUGCCCGGUCUGCCCGAGGCCAUCAUCGAGGGAUCCAGCAAUUCUAGCUCUUCGGCGACCAGUUCUUCGUCCUCCUCCAGCUCGAGCUCGAGUUCAUCCAGUAGUUCAUCGUCUAGUUCCUCUUCAUCACAAAGUUCUCACAGCGGAAAGGCGUAUAGCGAUAAGGAGGAGGCAGAGGGCGAGGAUGUCGAUGGUGAGAAGUGCUCCAAGGAUGAGGAGGUGUUGCUCAACAUUGACAACCUAUCGAAUAUAAGCAGCACGGAGGACGAGGAGUGGCUAAAGGCAGCCGGCUCGGAGGAUGCAGUGCUGCCCAUGCUCGCUAUUGACAGUCAGCCAGGUCAACUAGUAAGCCAGGAUGGCGAGGUUCGCUAUCCCAUCCGAAAUUGGCUCACACCGAGCAAGGAGCAGGCCCAGGAGGCGGAUACCAGUGGCGAAUCGCGAACCUUUCCCAAACCUCCUGAACCCAUGGCCGCACGAUUAAGUGCAGCUGUUAAGCUACCGCCACUUCCCGAAGCUCCGCCAGCUGCUGCUCCUCCACCACCUCCGCCAGCUGCUGCCCCUCCACCACCUCCGCCAGAUGCAGCAGAUCCUUUGCCCGCUCCACCAGCGCCCUCUGCAAUCCUCCAGGAACACCAACGCCAGCAGCUCGACGAGAAGCGCCAACGCGUUAUGGCCAAGUUCAAGGAGCAGGCCCAACCAGCCAGGUCCCAAAGCAAAAAGACUGCCGCCAAGAAGCUCACUGCCAUGCGCGAAACUGCCAAGUUGGCCAAUCCCAGCAUCCAGAAGUCCCCGAAGAAGCGGGAGCACGUGGAGCCACUCAAAACUAAAGCGGCCAGAAAGCUGAUCGAACCUAUUCAGAAAGCCACAGCGUCCACAGAGGCUCCCGACCCGCCAGUUGUGGCACCCAAAGAUCCGCCAGCCGAUCCACCCACCAGCAAACUGGAUCCCGCCCUGCUCAUCGCCCUCAAUCUUUCAGCCAAGAAGCAGGAGCCAUCAACGGCUGUCAUCAAACCCAAAGCCACUCGUGCAGCAGUCGAGAUUGCGGCACAACCGGCGCCGGGAAAACGUGGACGUCCCAAGAGGAACGCGAACGCAGAGCCUCCCAAGAUUUGUAUGCGCCGAUCGUCGCGACUAAUCGACAAUAAAACCCCUGCUCCGGAAGAGGGCCUUAAGCCCAGUGGCGGAGAUACAGCGAAGCCCAACGCCAAAGCCACCACCAAAAAGCCGGUAAAGAAGCGUGCCGAAGCCAGGCCACCCUCUUCGACAACCGCCGGACCAGCAUUGCCCAUGGUGGCGGAAGCGGAAUCCACCCAGGCUUCACCAGACCAAAAGCCGCCAAACCCACCGCCGACGGUACAAGAAAUUGAGCAGAACCCACCCCCUCAAACCGAACCCGUAGAGCCCGAGGACAGCGAUUACGAGCAGGACAUAUGCCUGAGCAGCAGCCAGGAGCGUUGUACCUUCAACUUCUCCUAUGCGGACAACGGACCCAAGUCCAGCAAUCCGAUGAUGCGUCAGCCGUCGAGCUUUUUUAAGAACUACCAGAUGCGCAUGAUGACCGAUGACGAGCAAGUGCAUACGAUGCGCAUCGCCAGUCCCAAGAUGAUAAAUCUGAGCCAGCAACUGGCCAGCGUAAUACGCAAUAUACCCAAGAAGCGGAUACGCCGCCUGACCAGCAAUAGUGGAGCAACUGCAAUGGGAGCAAGUGCAAGUGGAGCGGAAGCGGAGGUGACUGCGGCUGCGGCUGCUGCUGGAGAAAAGCCCUCAGCCACGUCCACGCCGCUGGCGGAGAAGCCUCCAUCCAAGAGUGAUCCGCAGGAUGAAGACGAUCUGGAGGUGGCUACCAUCAAUUCAGCACCGAUAACAACGAACAGCAGCAGUGGAGGUGUCAGCGAGGAAACCCCGGAUAACUCGGCGCAGCAGAAGGAGCCGCAGAACCAGAACCAGAACCACAGCGUGGAGAUCGAGGACAUCGAGUCGAUACUCUCGCACCUUCACGGAACCUGAUUCCAUCUUCAUCCUAAUGUUAAUAUGUACACCUAAAUCCGCGCUCGUUGGCAAUCACGGGAGUAAAUCUCUCAGCUUUUUAAGCUCCCUAGUUAUACCUAGUUAUCCCUAAUUAUUUGUAGAAAAAGAUCAAGUUUUUAAAUGAAUUUAAAUAUCAUCAUUUGUAGUCUGUAAUCCAUGCAACCUGCAACCUUGGGCCACUGAUGUAGGUGUGCCUCAGGGAUCGUUAUUAUUAAAGUAUUUAUUUUCGCUGUAAGUUGAGACGGAGUAGCACAACCUGCUCACACAACAUUCACAAAAAUAUCCCAGAAGGAGUUACUAAUUUAUGUUUCAUUAUCCACAUUCAUAUAUAUAGAUUAUAUAUAUUUCUUAUAUAGCGCUGUAUAUUGAUAGCCAGUUGAUUUAAUUGUUAAGAGCCGUUUUUUUUCGUAUUACUAAGGCCCCGCCCGAACAAAAAUUUAUGAUUUGAUUUUAUACUCUAUCGGAUAAAGAGAAUAUAAGGAAAUAACCAAGCCAA